This is a messenger RNA of Owenia fusiformis, 1906 nucleotides long. NCBI's taxonomy places the organism in Eukaryota, Metazoa, Annelida, Polychaeta, Sabellida, Oweniidae. The record is from the annotation of a GenBank genome assembly.
CCUAGAUUGAAGAUUCUGUUUGAAGAUAUUAUUAUUGUUUCUCAUGUUUGCCACCUCUAUUGCCAGCCCGGGGUUGCCAAUAACAGUGGUGUAACCAAUCAUGGACUUCUAAUCACGUUGUUAGACAUGUUAGAAGCUUAAAUCUCCCGGGCUUUGAUAAGGGGGCGCGGUUUUUUGAACGAGUAUCAACUUUUGAAUUGAACUUCCGUUUAGGAAAUAUUAAAACAAAAACUUUCAGGCCAAGAUCUUCUAUUAUACUAACCAGAUUGUGAGCAUGGAAUGAAUAAACACUGCACUGUAAAACAGGACUAAGUUUAAACUGUGAAUGGAAUCUCUCUUUACAUAGACAAUGGCUCGUGUUUCAUUCAACCUCCCCUUCUUUGGACACUUACAGUUCAGUAAUGACAUAGGGGGUAUCCUUUGCUUUAGUGUCAUCCUAUCAUAUUGGAUCUAUGGUGUCUGGGUACACUUCUUCGUUGUUUUUAUACCUGCCAUACAGGAUGGAUAUCUCAACAUAUUUCAUCUUUUGCUCUAUCUCCUCAUUAGUUUCAUGACAAUUCUUUCAUUGUUCCGAGCUUCCACCAUGGACCCAGGGCGUGUCACAUAUAAGGCUGAUGCUGAUGAGUCCUGGCAAAUGUGUUUAAAAUGUAAUUUCAAGCGGCCUCCAAGAUCUCACCACUGUAGAGUAUGUGGCUAUUGUGUUGCUAGGAUGGACCAUCACUGUCCCUGGGUUAACAACUGUGUUGGGGACAAAAACCACUUUGCAUUCAUGCAACUGCUUUGUUACGCCAUGGCAAUGAGUAGUGUGUCACUUGCAUUAGACGUGUUAUACCUCUAUGAAUACAUAUCACCAUGUGUGCUUUGUGAUAAGGAGCUCUAUUAUAUUAAACACAGCCAUGGUUUUAUGGUGGUAGCUGUUUGGAUGUCUGCCAUUAUGGCAAUUGCUAUGAUUGGAAUGGCUGGUGGGCAGCAUAUCAAUAUACUCUUUGAUCGUACCACGAUUGAAAUGAUAGCUAACCCUUGGGGACCAUUGCCUGAUAGAAAACACGGCAUGAUGCGCAACUAUAAGGAUUUCUGUGGGCCUGGACCUGUAUACUCGUGGUUCUUUCCAUGUCGACGGAAAAUGACAAUGAUGGAGUUUGUUUAUGGACCGUCAUAUAGAGAUCCUGAUAAUAGGUUUAUGGUAUAAACAUUGUAAACCUUGCCUGAUCUCAAAAAAGUUUUUUCCCUUAUUUCAAUUUAUUUUUAUUCAAAGCAUGGUUCCCAUGACUGUUUAUCCAGGGUUUUACAUAUUUGUAUUAUGUACAUGAAAGUAUAUUUAGCUGGUACAUUUUAUACAUGGACAAAACACUCCAUUAAAGUGUAUUUUAGUGUAUUUAGCUGGUGCAUGAACAUUAUACAUUGCAUUAAAGUGUAUUUAUCUGGCACUGGACUUACUAUAAUUGAAGUCCAUUUAGCUGGUACAUGCUAGACACAGGGUGUUAUACGCGUACAUACACCCUACGCAGAUGGUGCUUGCAGAAAAUGUGAGAUAUCAUGCAUGUUCGGUGCGAAAUUAACGCUCAUUUUCGAAUUUGUAUUUGUGAUGUUUUAUAAUCUAAGCUGUCUUGGGAGUUGUACCAUGGCAAACAGUUCACCAAACAAAUUCAAAAAUUUAUGAAUCACACAACUAUUUACGCAGAAUUACUUUUUAUUAGGCUUUAUCUACACAUAUGUGAAUAUAAUUGAAUACCCAACACAUCUUGGUUUACAGAAUAUGAUGAAUUUGAAUUUUAAAAUGACUGUUAACUCUGCACCAUAUAUACCAGUACAUAUAUCCGCACCAAGGAUUUUCUGCAAGCAAGGUCUGUAUAGGGUGUAAAUAUGUAUUUUGAAAUUUGUGGAAGAUGUCCAGUACCCUUCAACU